UGAGCAGCAGAUUACACAGCCGUGUGUCCUGUGAUGAAGCUGCAGGGGGUUCAGUGAGUCUGCUCCUGCGUCCAGUCCGGGCGGUUCUGCCUCGCGCUCGGUUCCGGUCCACAGACUUCUUCAGCCAGUUCCUGGUUCUUGACAGACUGUUGGUGGUUAGAGACAGUCAGGUGUUUUUGUGCUGACGCUGUGUUUCGUCGUUAACGUGCGUCGACCCUUCAUCAGCGUUGCUGCGAGCAGCUUCUGCUCUGUGAUUGCGGGGGUGGGGGGGGUGGGGGGGCUUUGGUUGGGGCCCCCAGGCAUGGCACCAGACGUGGAGAGGAUCAUCACAAGCAUCGGCUUAGGAGACCAGGACACGGUUCAACUCCUGCUGGACAGCUACAAUACCCAGUAUGCAGAUUGCUUCUUCUUUGACUCAGAGACGCAGGAAAGAAAACAGCAACAACGGCUGGAGGAGUUCAGGCAGAUGAAAGUAAGGGAGUGUCCCUCCAACUCUGGUUCUGAUGAAGACUCAGACCAGGACAAACCGGAUCUUCUCCUCCGUCAGGAUUUGGCUGCAGCCCUGCUGCGCUUCGUCAGCGGUCGGCUGCAGCCAGCCGUGUUACGGGUGUGUCUGCACACGCUGCGCAUCCUCUCCCGUGACUGCAGGGCCCUGGGGCCCCUGGUCUGCGACAAAGCCCUCUUCACUUUGGCUCACCUGGGGGGCAUUCUCCAAAACACGGCAGAAGAUGAAGGCCGCUCGGGACAAACUCCUGGCUGCAGGGAGACGGCGGAGGCUGACGGCGUUCCUCCAACGGAGACCCCUGCUGUUUCAUUUUCUGCCGCCACGCACACCUCACCUGUGUACAGCUCCAGGCGGAGGGGGGCCGAGGAACGAAUGCUCGUCCCAGGGACAAAAGAGGCCCGGGAGGAGGACAGUGAGGAUGAAGAAAGGGAGGAGGACGGGGAGGUGUGCAGGAAGGAAGCCAUGAAAGUCUUGUGCAACAUCAUCUACAACAGCCCCCGCGCCCAGGAGAGGGCCAGCACACUCAGACUGCUGCAGGGCCUGUGGGAGACUCUGAAGCAGGGCAUCUGGAGUAGGGUGCCCCCCAGUGGCCAGUUCUACAAGCUGCGGCUGCUGUUCAUCCUGACGGCUCUGAGGCCAGAGCUCCGGCUGCAGCUGCAACAGGAGCGCGGCGUUCCAGUCCUGACGAAAGCCUUGGAGCAGUGUCUGGCAGUCCGGUGGGAAGGUGGAUCUGAGGUGGUGAUUGACAACCAAGCCCCGCCCAUUUCCAAAAAGAGCUCCCAAGACAUCAUCGAGAUCCUCAAGACUCUCUUCAACAUUGCUCACAGGUUCCACAAGCAGGAACCAGACGAGGAGGAGGCUGCUCUCUGUCGCCACCUGGCUGCUGUGCUGCGCCGCUGCCUGCUGCUUCCCUGCGAUGGGGAGGACACGCUGGAGGAGCUUCAGGGGCACACGGUCAACAUCCUGUCAGCGCUGCCGCUCACCUGCCUGGACGUCAUGGUGGCUGUUCCGGUGGAGGGGGCCGCCCACAAGUGUGAGGGGGUCAACAUGGACUGUGUGCACGCUCUGUUGUUGUUCAUGGACAGACGCCUCAACAGGAGUCAGAAGCUGAAGGAGAAGCUGACCCCCGUGCUGAAUCUACUGACCGAGAGUUCACGGGUCCACAGGGAGACGCGCCACUACCUGCGCCAAAAGAUUCUGCCUCCGCUCAGAGAGGUGGGCGUCCGGCCCGAGCAGGACGGCUCGCUCAGAGGCCGGCUGGUCCGCCUGAUGACUCAUGUUGACACGGAUGUGAAGGACUGUGCUGCUGAGCUGCUGUUUGUGCUCUGCAAGGAGAACGUCGGCAGGUUCGUCAAGUACACAGGCUAUGGAAACGCUGCGGGGCUGCUGGCGGCUCGGGGGCUGCUAAACGGCCGGAGGAACUCGGGGGACUCCCAGUUUGCCUCCCGGUACUCCAGUGACUCCGACUCAGACACCGAGGAGUACAAGGAGGCCAGAGCCAAGAUCAACCUGGUCACGGGCCGCGUGGAGGCGGAGCAGCCAGACCCCAUGGAGGGCAUGACGGAGGAGGAGAAGGAGGAGGAGGCGCGUCGCCUCAUCAGCAUGAUCAACAGGAUGUCACGAGACCAGAUCAUUCAGCCGAUGGGGGUGACAGCAGAGGGCAGGCUGGCUCCACUGUACGGCAGGAUGAGGGGCUGCACCGAGGAGGAAGAGGAGGAGGAGGAGGAGGAGGAAGAGGAGGAAGAAGAGAUUUUAGACCUGAAUGCAAUGAUGAGGAAGGACAAACAGAGUAAUUAG
This is a messenger RNA of Oryzias latipes (Japanese medaka), 2302 nucleotides long. RefSeq names its product chaperone Ric-8A. The record is from RefSeq and is a predicted model, not a curated record. Gene Ontology annotation, molecular function: guanyl-nucleotide exchange factor activity; G-protein alpha-subunit binding. Gene Ontology annotation, cellular component: plasma membrane; cytoplasm. Lineage: Eukaryota; Metazoa; Chordata; Actinopteri; Beloniformes; Adrianichthyidae. Gene Ontology annotation, biological process: G protein-coupled receptor signaling pathway.